Messenger RNA from Rhineura floridana, 1067 nucleotides. It is a transcript of the gene SHISAL2A, whose product is annotated as shisa like 2A. The transcript has 4 exons. The record is from RefSeq and is a predicted model, not a curated record. NCBI's taxonomy places the organism in Eukaryota, Metazoa, Chordata, Lepidosauria, Squamata, Rhineuridae. Bases 226 to 585 code for a protein of 119 amino acids.
GAGGUGGAAGGAGUGCGCCUGCCGCGGCUCUGUAACGGCUGGAUGCGGGAGGAAAAGCGAGCCGGCUUCUCCUGCGCGCUCGAGUUGCGCCUUGCUUCCGCCGUCGCUUAGCGCGGGCAUCUUUACGGUGGCCACUUCACUCCUCUGUUGCGCCUCCGACUAAGAGAAGCCGAGCUGAGCAGCCCCGCCGCAGACGCCACUAGCCUGGCCGACGCCGGCAGCACCAUGAGCGCCGACUGCACGAGUUACGUGAACGCCGACAAGGUGCUGGUGAGCGCCUUUAUUUGCCCGGCGGAGGACGGCGAGCCAAGCGCGAUCUACUGCUGCGGUUUCCAGGACCUCAAGUAUUGUUGCGAUGACCCACAUAGCUUCUUCCCCUACGAGCACAACUACAUGUGGUGGCUCAGUGUUGGAGCCCUUAUUGGCUUGUCAAUCGUAGCUGUGGUCCUGCUGGCUUUUAUCAUCACUGUGUGUGUUCUCUGUUACUUGUUUAUCAGCACAAAGCCACAAAGCAAACUGGAUAGAGGCCUAAGCUUAAGCACACAGUCAGCAGGUGAAGAGACUAGAGGGAGUUCUUUAUGUUAAAGAGAGGUGUAUGGAACAGGACAGGUACAAGACCAGUUCUACAAGCAAAUAGCACAGAACUGCAUCUUUCAGAGUGCACCAGCAAAGCAGCCUACACAGCCCCACAGAAACAAAAGGAGUCUCUUUCUGUAAGCAGGACUGGGAGGAGAAUCCAGUGCAAGAACCUGAGGGGCUCUUUGAAAGCUGUUUUAUUGCCACUGUGAUAGCUAGGCUGGUGCGGACCAGAGAGAGGGCAUUUUCAAUUGUGGCGCCCACCCUCUGGAACUCGCUCCCUUUUGACCUCCGACAUGCCCCCUCCCUGAUGGGUUUUCGCCGAGCCUUAAAGACCUGGCUAUUCAGGCAGGCCUAUGGGAUUUUUGAGGGGGAUUAGUUUUUAUGGAAUCUUAACUGAAGAUGGUUUUAGUUGAAUUGAUGGUGAUGUUGUGUUUUGCUGAUUUAUAUAUUAUUUUAUACUGUACUUGAAUUGUUGUAUUGUAUUGUUG